GGGGCGGGGGAAGGGGAAGAAGGGGCCGGGCCGCGGCGGCGGCGGCCGCGCUGUGGCGCUGCGGCGUCGCCGAGGCCCGGUGCAGCGCCGCGCCGUCCCGUCCCACUGCGCCGCGUCGCCUCGCGUCCCGCCUCGGCCCGGCUCGUCCCGGCCCGGCUCGUCCCGGCCCGGCGGCUCCCCCCGGGCGCCGCAGCGCAGGUAGGAGGCGGCGCGGCCCGGCGGGAGGCCGCGGGCUGGCGGCAGGAGGCGGCCGCGCCGCGGGCGCUGCGGGGCCGCGGGGCCCAACGGCCGCCGCCGCCUUUGUGCCGGCCGCUCGGCGCCGCCCCGCCGCAGCCAUGCGGGCCGCGGGCUGGCGCCCGCGCUAGGCGCCGAGGAGGAGGAGGAGGAGGAGGAGGAGGAGGAGGAGGAGGAGGAGGAGGAGGAGGAGGAGGAAGGCGGCGGCGCGACCAUGGAGCCGCUGGCGCGGCCCGGCGGGGACAUCCUGCGGCGCAACCCGCAGCAGGACUACGAGCUCAUCCAGCGCGUCGGCAGCGGCACCUACGGCGACGUCUAUAAGGCUAGAAAUCUUCAUACAGGAGAACUGGCUGCUGUAAAAAUAAUCAAGUUAGAGCCCGGAGAUGACUUUUCCUUGAUACAGCAAGAAAUAUAUAUGGUUAAAGAAUGCAAACAUUGCAACAUUGUAGCCUAUUUUGGGAGCUAUCUCAGCCGUGAAAAGCUGUGGAUAUGUAUGGAGUACUGCGGUGGUGGAUCCCUUCAAGAUAUUUACCAUGUAACAGGACCUCUGUCGGAGUUGCAGAUUGCUUAUGUUUGCAGAGAAACCUUGCAGGGUCUUGCUUAUUUGCAUAUGAAGGGCAAAAUGCAUAGAGAUAUAAAGGGUGCAAAUAUUCUACUGACAGACCACGGAGAUGUCAAAUUAGCGGACUUUGGUGUAGCAGCAAAAAUAACAGCCACCAUUGCGAAGAGAAAAUCGUUUAUCGGUACCCCUUACUGGAUGGCCCCCGAAGUCGCAGCGGUGGAAAAGAACGGCGGAUAUAACCAGCUCUGCGAUAUCUGGGCGGUUGGCAUCACCGCGAUUGAACUCGCAGAACUCCAGCCGCCCAUGUUCGAUCUUCACCCCAUGAGGGCAUUGUUUUUAAUGUCAAAAAGUAAUUUUCAGCCACCAAAGCUAAAGGAAAAAGCAAAAUGGUCAUCAAUAUUCCACAAUUUUGUCAAAAUAGCACUUACAAAAAAUCCGAAGAAGAGACCUACAGCAGAAAGACUCCUUUCUCAUACUUUUGUAGGGCAGCCUGGUCUUUCAAGGUCUUUAGCAGUUGAGCUGUUGGACAAAGUUAAUAAUCCUGACAACCAUGCACACUACAGUGAAGCAGAUGAUGAUGAUUUUGAGCCGCACUCCGUUAUUCGCCACACAAUUCGUUCUACAAACAGAAAUGUUAGGGCAGAAAGAACAGCGUCAGAGAUAAACUUUGAUAAGCUACAGUUCGAGCCUCCUCUACGGAAAGAAACAGAAGCUCGCGAUGAAAUGGGUGUAGCAGCCGGCGCUGACUUUGCUUCACAUUGGAAUCCUUUUGUUGAUGGUGGAAGCAGCAGGGGACUACUUACAAAAUUUGGCGAUGGGAGUGAAGAUGUUGAAGAAUCAACCCUAAAGCGAGCCGGGCCACCUCCACUACCUCCUAAGCCAAGAAUAAACAGUUUCCCGGAGGAAAACCUGCCAGAUGAUGAGAAGUCUCAGACAAUAAAGCAUUUUCCCGACUCGCAAAACAGAGCCCCGCCAGCUCAUAGGAGACAGAGUAUUCCUGUUUGUGGGCCUCAGGCUGAUUCUUCCCCCAUCGGAAAUGGGGAUGGCAUGCUGAAACUCAUUGAAGAAAAUGCUGAAGGGUCUGGACAAAUCCCUCAGCUGCCACGUAAGAAGGAGAAAAGAGAUUUUCCUAAGCCAGCAAUCAAUGGUUUACCACCAACACCGAAGGUGCUGAUGGGAGCAUGUUUUUCCAAAGUCUUUGAUGGUUGCCCUUUGAAGAUUAAUUGUGCAACAUCGUGGAUACAUCCAGAUACUAAAGAUCAGUACAUUAUCUUUGGAACUGAGGAAGGUAUCUAUACUUUGAAUUUGAAUGAACUUCAUGAAGCGACAAUGGAACAGUUAUUUCCCCGAAAGUGCACCUGGUUGUAUGUUAUCAAUAACACCUUAAUGUCAUUGUCAGGGAAAACAUUUCAGCUCUACUCCCAUAAUUUAAUAGCUUUGUUUGAACAAGCCAAAAAAACAGGAUUAGCUGCUCAUAUUCAAACUCAUAGGUUUCCUGACAAAAUAUUACCAAGGAAGUUUGCCUUAACGACAAAGAUUCCUGAUACAAAAGGAUGCCACAAAUGCUGUAUAGUAAGGAAUCCAUACACAGGACAUAAGUAUCUGUGUGGGGCACUGCAGUCUGGAAUUGUUCUUCUACAGUGGUAUGAGCCAAUGCAGAAAUUCAUGUUAAUAAAGCACUUUGAUUUUCCUUUGCCAAGUCCUUUGAAUGUGUUUGAAAUGCUAGUGAUACCAGAGCAGGAGUACCCGAUGGUGUGUGUAGCUAUCAGCAAGGGUACUGAACCAAAUCAAGUAGUUCAGUUUGAGACAAUCAACUUGAACUCUGCAUCUUCGUGGUUUACAGAAAUUGGUGCAGGCAAUCAGCAGUUAGAUGCCAUUCACGUAACGCAGCUGGAAAGAGACACUGUCUUAGUCUGCCUGGACAAAUUUGUGAAAAUUGUGAAUUUACAAGGGAAGUUGAAGUCAAGCAAGAAGUUGGCCUCUGAGCUGAGCUUUGAUUUCUGCAUCGAAUCAGUGGUGUGCCUUCAAGACAGUGUGCUGGCCUUCUGGAAGCACGGCAUGCAGGGCAAAAGCUUUAAAUCAGAUGAAGUUACCCAGGAGAUAUCAGAUGAGACCAGGGUUUUCCGCUUACUGGGAUCAGACAGGGUGGUAGUGUUAGAAAGCAGGCCAACAGAAAAUCCGACUGCACACAGCAAUCUCUACAUCCUGGCUGGACAUGAAAAUAGUUACUAAGCAACAGUAACCCAACACAAAUAACAGAACGAAUUCACCACAUCAGGAAAAAAGAAGCAUUAGGAAACUCUGUACAAGCCGGACUAUGACUUGCUGUUUCUUUUCUUGACACCUAAAGGAUCUUGGUUUAGGGUAGAAAUCAAUACAUUUUUGCAGCUGGGAACAGCUGGUUCUGUCUCUUGCCACUGUGUGGUUGGUUAUAUCAAGUUUGCUUAAUAAAAGCUAUGAGAUAAAUAGUCCUUUACUCAUUAGUCAUAGGGAAACAGAGCCUUUAAAAUAACGUUAUGCCGUAAAGGUGCCAUAAACUGUUAAAUAUUUUACUUCCCUUGGAUUUUCCUUGUAUUCUGUAGAUAUAGAUAGAGUGCUGGCUGUUUCCCUGUUUUAUACUGAGUCUUAUUCUUAAUAAAAAUGAUUUGUGUAGGAAGUGAAAGUAUCUGCAAAGCUUUUUGUUUUUAAAUCUGCCAUUCAGUAUGGCUUUGUAUAAUAGACUAUUUAAUCCUUAUUUAUUAAUCUGCUGCUAGAACGGUGUAAUGUAUCUAACUUUUAGCAAAGGAAGGUUGCAGAGCAGCUUACAGUUUUUUUUUUACAAUUGUAUAAAGAUUUGAUUAUUCUUUUUUCUUGUAGAGAUGUAGUGCGUUCUUGAGGGGUAUGCUACAAUGUUGGUUGAUCUUGUAAAAAUGCAGUUUUGUACAACAAAGUAUUUUGUAUUGAUUUUUGCCUGCAGAAUUGCCAUAAAAGGGAUUUUCUUAUUUACUAGAUGUAGGGUGUGUGUACACAAAAUAUAAUAUUGAUAUCAAACAUGUUGCUACUGGAUGAGUGUGUACAAUAUACGUGUGUGUGUGUGCAUGUGUGGUAAAUUGACCGGCAGUGUGUAUUUUUUAUAUAUAUAUAUAUAUUUAUAUAUAUAUAAAAAUGUACAAAACAUAUAUGCUUUAUUUUCAUAAAUUAGGGAUAAGCCUUGUGACAUGAAAUGGAAAUAUACGCAGAUUGUACCUGGUCAUCCUUAAUGAAUGAAAGUAUCAUGUAUCAAACUGCCCAUGACGUAUAGUUUAUUUAUACUAUUCCGGAGGGGAACCUAUAGGAUAACUGAACUUUCUAGCUUUUUGUUUGUACAGUCAUCCAGCUGUUGUCAGUCAGACUGUCAUUUGCGGAUAGUUAUUUCCCCAACUGUGUAGUAUAAAUAAGUAUGAUAAGAACUAGUAUUCUAUAAUAAAGCUUCAGAUCACUUCUUCCCUUUCCCUAUUUUUGGUUUGCCACCUGCAUUUUUCUUUCUAUUUCUCCAUUAGAGAGUCACAUUGGUCUCUUUUGUCUUCCUCAUUAAUUAAAAUUCUUGAGGUACCAUUAAAUAUGAAUAUAGUCUGACUACAGGAUAGGGUAUGGUUUUACUACCUCACACUAACCUGCCAGCUUUGAUGCAAGUAAACACAGUCCAUAGGUGGAUACAGUAGCAGUUCAUUAACAUUUGAAUGGAGGGCUUUUAAAAUGAAAUCCUACUGUAUAGUGCUGUCCGAUUCAAUUUCUGUGAUCUGCUACCCUAAGAAAAACAGGUUAGAAGCUUCACAAGUCAUUUUAAUAAAGCAAUAAAGGUAAGUGUGUUAGAGUGGCUUGCCCUGCCUCGAGGCUCUGCUGACGCAGUUAGCAGAAUCUGAGUGGUUUGAUCUUAACUCGCAAUGUGAAGGAUGGAGGGACAGCUGGGUUAUCUGCUUAGGCAUCAAACUACUUGAUUCAUAAUUUAACAUUGAUGGAAUUAACUCAGCACACAUGAUGAAUCAGUAAUGUCUUUUUGUUACUAGGUACAGCUGGAGUUUUAUGUUGUUCUGAAGGUCUGGGAGGAAAACGAGACCUGCACGCAAUUUAGCAUUUUGUCCACUUAGCACUGUCAUUCAAAACUAAUUCUUUAUUGUUGAUUUGAUAUUUAAAUCAAGUCAACCUUUUCAGUUCUGCAACUGUAUUGAGGUUUAAUAAAAAAGUGUACAGACAGAACUUAAAAAAAUCAGUCCAUGGUGUAUUGAAAAUAUUUUAAGUGGUCAAUUGUAAUUGGAGAUGAAAUAUUUUUGAAAAAGGACACUGAACAUUUGUGUUUUAAAGAAACGGAGCGAAAGGAGUCUGUUGUAGCGUGAAGUCCAUUAUUUUAGCUUCUAAAACUGACUUCUUUCUGGAAGUAAUUCUCAAGUUGUUCCAUAACUGGAUAGCAAAAGUCUGUGGCUCUUUACUUUGAGUCCAUCCUUUAUAGUGAGUGAGGCUAUCAGAAAAAAUUUGGUGUUUGCAUACAUUUUUUUCAGCUGUGCGUUUGAUAAAGAAUAAUUUUGGCUAAGAGAUUUCUUGAUCUGUGUUUUGCAUGUUAUGGAAAUAUUUUAACAGGUGCUGUUAUCAGAAGAGUCUUUUAUUACCCAUGCAUGAUUUUGGCUAGAAUAAGUGGCUUCACCUGAGGCUAGCAUUACAUGGCAUUUAACUGUUCUCUAGCAUUGAAAUUACUCCUGCCAUAGGCAACAGUGAAUGGUGACUAACCCUAAAAAGGUGUAACGCCUAGACUACCAUGACUUUAAAACAAAAAUGAAGACAAAAGUAAAGCAUAGAUGUUAUAGAGCAAACAUUUUCACGUAAUUUGCCUCAUUCACUGCAGAAGGAGAUUUUGCUUCAUCUUUGAAAACACAAUGCCUAAAAGACUAGAGAAAUCUGUAAAUAAAAUAUGAGUAUUUAUGGGGAAUAACUGGAGUAAAUAACUAUUAGGUCAUUACACUGUCAUUGAACAAAUAAGUAUUUUUCUUUGAAUGACAUGAAUGACUGGCGAUUUGCUGAAUCAUAAAAAUGAACCUAGGAAAGUCCUUAUUUAAUCAAGCCUCCUUUUAUAGCUGUUAAAGCAUUUCUAGUCAUAUGUUCUGAAAUGCUUUGUCCAGUCUGGCUUCAUGGACUAAUGGGAUUUCUGACGUGAUACCGUUUCCUAGCGUACACCUUCACGUUCCUACCUGAGCAGAGCAUGGCAUGACCGAUCUGCAUGUUUCACAGCUCAACCAGCCAGUCUCAGUGGGUGACUCUGACUCCUAGUUUUGUAUCUCGUAGACUAAGUUAGUUUGGUAUCGUCUGUAUCUUUGUAUGUUUUUGUAACGUUUCAGCCAGGGUUGAGCACAGCGUGGAAUGUGAUUUUGGAGUUUAAUAAAGCAAGGACUUGUUCACUCUCUCAUUAUUCUUUUGACAGAUAUCAAAGUAUUAGUUGUUUGAUACACAAGGUUCAUAUAUUCAACUUGAAAGCCUUAAAAGAGGCUCCCUGUGUUCUUUGAAGUGCAAACAGUAUUUGAAAAGCAGCCUGUAGAUUAGUCUCUUUUGAUUUCCUAACCAUAUUCAUUGUAACUGAGAAAUGCAACUGUGAUUGUGAUGACACCUGAUUAAAAGAUGAAAGGUACAACGCAUCCGUCAGCCACUGUGUCUCGGGGCGGGGGGAGUAAAGACCGGGAGACUUUCUGAAAUGUACUUGUUAGCUUGCUUAGUCAUUAGAUUGUAACGGAGAUUCUUAACUGCACUCGCUCCAGUUUGUGCAACUAGGCUUUGUUCUACUUAAAUUUCUGUUGUGGUUCAUUUCAGUCUAUGCCAAAUAAACUAUGCUUUAUUUGAUACCUA
Messenger RNA from Dromaius novaehollandiae (emu), 6643 nucleotides. It is a transcript of the gene MAP4K5, whose product is annotated as mitogen-activated protein kinase kinase kinase kinase 5. Bases 449 to 3028 code for a protein of 859 amino acids. Gene Ontology annotation, biological process: protein phosphorylation; intracellular signal transduction. NCBI's taxonomy places the organism in Eukaryota, Metazoa, Chordata, Aves, Casuariiformes, Dromaiidae. Gene Ontology annotation, molecular function: MAP kinase kinase kinase kinase activity; ATP binding. The transcript is spliced from 32 exons. The record is from RefSeq and is a predicted model, not a curated record. Gene Ontology annotation, cellular component: cytoplasm.